AUGGAACCGAUAAUCCCCCCGCUGAAGUUCACGUCGCAUCAUAACCUGGUCGAGCGCUUGGUUCUUGCGACAAUCAUCGGCCGCCCCAUAAGAAUCAAAGAAAUUCGCACAUCCUCGCCGACGAACCCUGGUGUGAAACCGCAUGAGGUUGCGUUCAUCCGUCUCCUCAGCAAUAUUACCAAUGCCGAGAAAAUCAUUCUUAAUGAAACGGGUACGGAGCUGUACUACAAACCUGGCAUGAUUGUUGGUAGCGCAACCAAGGCUGGCGCCCAAGGGACUGAUAGCUCUGCCUCUACGAAACUUGUCAAACCAGAAUCUUUUAUGAACAAUGAAUACGACCGCGGCCUGAGCUACUUUCUGAUUCCCCUUUGUAUGCUCGCUCCAUUCGCCAAAACAGAGCUCGAUAUUCUGUUCAGCGGUCCCGGUGUCAUUACUUCCUCCACUCCGACAGGCGAUAUGUCCGUUGACAGCGUCCGAACCGCUAUCCUUCCACUUUAUGAGAAACUCGGCUUCGGCAAUGCCGCCAAAGGUGUCGAGCUUCGCAUCUUGAAGAGAUCAAAUCCCGGUCCCAAUGGCAAAGGGGGUGGCGGAGAAGUGCUUCUUUCCUUUAAAAAUCAGACGCACCCCCAGAAACGUCUGCACUUGAUGAACCCUGGCCGCAUCAAAAGUAUUCGCGGUGUCGCGUACUCGGUCGGUGUCUCUGGAUCCAACAAUGCUCGCAUGAUCGAGACUGCUCGUGGUAUCCUCAAUCCCCUGAGCCCGGACACCUAUAUCUUCUCCGACGUUUCCUCUGCACCUCUGAUACCGGCCCCGACCAAGAACAAUCCCAAAGCGCAGAAGAAGGUCGGACUGGGGUUCGGCUUAUCAUUAGUCGCAGAGUCCUCGACGGGUUGUCUUUACUCUGCUGAUGUUGCCUCCCCUCCAGCCGGUGGCGUACCACCCGAAGAUAUCGGGAAACAAUGUGCUUUCCAGCUCUUGGAGACUAUUUCCAAGGGAGGUUGUAUUCCUCCAGCUGCCGCGACCACCUUUCUUAUCCCUAUGACUAUGGGCCCCCCAGACGUCGGGCGAUUGCAAUUUGGUCGCGAUGUGAUUGCUGAUCCCAACUUGAUCCAGCUUGGUCGUGAUGUGACCACAUUCGGUGCUCCGGGUUGGGGCAUUCGGGAUGCUGAGAACGAGGACGGCGACGUUAUUGUCACUGUGGUCGGUUCUGGGAUUGAAAACAUCCACAAAAAGAAAAAGGGUGGCGCCGCUUAA
This is a messenger RNA of Penicillium argentinense, 1254 nucleotides long. Its product is annotated as RNA 3'-terminal phosphate cyclase-like protein. Gene Ontology annotation, biological process: endonucleolytic cleavage of tricistronic rRNA transcript (SSU-rRNA, 5.8S rRNA, LSU-rRNA); ribosome biogenesis. Lineage: Eukaryota; Fungi; Ascomycota; Eurotiomycetes; Eurotiales; Aspergillaceae. Gene Ontology annotation, molecular function: RNA endonuclease activity. The transcript has a single exon. The record is from RefSeq and is a predicted model, not a curated record. The coding region runs from base 1 to 1254 and encodes 417 amino acids. Gene Ontology annotation, cellular component: nucleolus.